AUUGAUUUGCCAUCAUUCUGAUCAGAGCUAAAACAACCAGAAUUCUGCGAAGAAAUUAGAGAUUUGAUUCAAUGGGGAAGAAGGCGGUGUUGAUAGGAAUCAACUACCCAGGCACAAAGGCGGAGCUGAAAGGGUGCAUAAACGAUGUGAAGAGAAUGUACAAAUGCCUUUUAGAACGCUACGGAUUCUCCAAUGAGGACAUAAAGGUGUUGAUAGACACCGAUGAUAGUUAUGCUCGGCCCACGGGGAAGAACAUCAGAAGGGCUUUGAAUAGCCUGGUGAGAUCGGCUAAUCCUGGGGAUUAUCUGUUUGUGCAUUACAGUGGGCAUGGGACAAGGCUUCCUGCUGAGACUGGGGACGAUGAUGAUACUGGCUACGAUGAGUGCAUUGUGCCCUGCGAUAUGAAUCUCAUCACCGAUGAUGAUUUCAGAGACUUGGUGGAUAAAGUCCCAGCAGGUUGCCGCUUAACAAUCGUUUCGGAUUCAUGCCACAGUGGGGGGCUAAUUGAUGAGGCCAAAGAGCAAAUUGGUGAGAGCUUCAAGGAUUCAGAAUCAGGAUCUGGGUUCAUGAACUUCUUCCACCGAACUGUGGAAGGCGUUGAGUCUCGUGGAAUUCAUAUCCCUUCUAAAUUUCGCCACCACCAUAACGAGGACAAGGUGGAUGACGAAAUAGAGGUGGACUACGAUGAUGGUGCCUAUGUGACAAGCAGAUCUUUGCCCCUCCCGACUCUAAUUGAAAUGCUCAAGCAGAAAACUGGCCAAGAUGACAUUGAUGUCGGGAAGCUGAGGCCAACUCUUUUCGAUGCAUUUGGGGAAGAUGCAACCCCUAAAGUGAAAAAGUUCAUGAAGAUCAUUAUGACCAAACUACAAGGUAAUGAUGAUGGUGAGAGUGGUGGGUUCAUGGGGAAGGUUGGUGGUGCACUACAGUUCCUUAAAACAAAGAUGGAUCAUGACGAAGGAUACGGAAAACCGGCACUCGAGACCAAAGUGAGAAGUGCGAAAGAUGCGUAUGCAGGAGCAUCUAAACACUCUCUUCCCGACAGUGGGAUUCUUAUCAGCGGCUGCCAGACUGACCAAACUUCGGCAGACGCCACCCCGUCGGGAAAUCCAAGCCAAGCUUAUGGAGCACUUAGCAAUGCCAUUCAAGUCAUAAUUGCAGCUUCAGAUGGCAGAGUUACUAAUAAAGAGCUUGUGCUGAAGGCAAGGCAGAUGCUUAAAAAACAGGGUUUCACUCAGCGCCCUGGCCUUUACUGCAGCGACCAUUAUGUUGAAGCUCCAUUUGUCUGCUGAUAGUUUUAAAAAUAAUCUUCUGUUGCUAUUGCUACAGAUACAAAUAAUUCCCAUGGUUUGCUCAGAUAAUCGUGGUUGAUGAAA
This is a messenger RNA of Hibiscus syriacus, 1373 nucleotides long. Its product is annotated as metacaspase-4-like. The coding region runs from base 72 to 1289 and encodes 405 amino acids. The record is from RefSeq and is a predicted model, not a curated record. The transcript has 2 exons. Gene Ontology annotation, biological process: proteolysis. Lineage: Eukaryota; Viridiplantae; Streptophyta; Magnoliopsida; Malvales; Malvaceae. Gene Ontology annotation, molecular function: cysteine-type endopeptidase activity.